Molecule: messenger RNA, 694 nt
Organism: Synchiropus splendidus (mandarinfish)
Lineage: Eukaryota; Metazoa; Chordata; Actinopteri; Syngnathiformes; Callionymidae
Exons: 4
Coding region: 207-680 (157 amino acids)
Source: RefSeq, a predicted model, not a curated record
AACACAGAGCAACAGAAGGGUGUCACACUCUUUUCAUUUCUUUUUCUGCGGAUUUCUGGAAUAUGCUGCAUCACUUUUCAUUUUAUUAGCAUUGGAUCUCCUCAAUCAUCCAUAUUAGGGAUGAUUUAAACUCCCAGUGAGAUCAUUGGACAGCAAUGGGGGAAGCAGACCUGUGAAGAAGCUGUUGUUCAUGACAAGGAGGAGAAAUGUCCAGACCUCCCUCUCAGACUUCGCCGAAGCUCUACCGGGUCAGUGACAGAGAUCUCACGGAAAUCGAACUUCACUCCGUGGAGUCCAUCAAUGACCUGCACAGGACGCACCCGGAACACAACCACAAAGCGAGUCGACCUCCUCGCCCUGCCUACACUCCCUCCUGCAAUGGAAACCUCUACACCCAGGACAGGUCCGUUCGAGGUCUGCCCGAGAAAAAGAAGUGGCAGAACUGUCUGCAGGACAUGCUGACACCAAGUUCCACCGGGGCCUAUGCCAUGGGCUGCGCCAUCAUCACUCUGCUGCUGCUCACAGUCUUACUCAUCUUCUACUUCCUAGUCCAGCAGGGUGGCGCUCUCCGAAUGCUCACCGAAGCUGUUGCGGAGAAGAAAGCAGCGGCCUCACAACUUGCAAAACUCAUCCAGGAGCUUCAGGCGCUGAGAAGAAACCUUACUCACUUGCAACUUUAGCAGACCAUUCAGAG